CACAUCUAAUAAAUAGAAUAAAGUGUAUAAUAAGGAGAAUGAAAAAGGGUAUAAGAUUAUAUUAUUCUCAGUUUCGAACCCAACUUUUGUAUUUCAAAGCAAAUUCCCACAAAAUACUCGUAAAAUGAUAAAAAUUGGGUGCAGUUGCAGAAGCAUCAACAAUGGCGUCCAAGGGUUGUACUCCUACCUGCCUGGUUUCUGGCGGCUUCCAUUGUUGUACUCAACAUCAACCAAGGAAGGUAACCCUUCUCUCUCUUCUACUUUGCCCACUUUAUUGGUCAGUUCUCUGGGCUUUUCUCCCCAACAAUCUCACUCUACUUCCGCUAAGCUCGCAGUGGAGCGGCAAGCUGUAGGGGCGACGAGGGUGAGUGAAUUUGAUACUGUUGAAAACGCUGAUUCUGUAAUACAAUUCUUUAAACAACUUGGGUUUCAACAAUCUGAUAUUAGGAAAAUUGUUUGUCGAUUUCCACGGAUUUUAGUUGCUAGGGUUGAGAAAACCCUAAAUCCCAGAAUUAAGCUUCUUAAUGACUUUGGUAUUUCUGGGUCUAAUCUAGUUCAAACCAUUGUUAUAAACCCAUCAAUUUUAAACACACAGUUUGGUCCUGCAAUUCAUGCUUUUAGGACUGUUCUGGGUAGUGAUGAUAAUUUAAGUACUAUUCUCAAGCGAUGCAAUGGAAUCUAUUUUGGAAUCUCUGCUAAGUCUUUGAUUCCCAAUAUUGAAUUGUUGCAAAAUUAUUGCAGCAUUCCUAUUGACAAAAUCCGGAAAGAGAUUUGUCGUCAGCCUAAACCUUAUUUAUUGAGGACUGAUUUGUUUCAAGAUAACUUGACUCGGGUUGAAAAAAUUGGGAUUUCUCGAGACUCUUCAAUGUUCAACUAUGGCCUCCAAUUGAUAAGUGGCUUAAGUGAUAAGAGAAUUGAGGAUAAGUGCGAAAUAUUUAAGAGCUUUGGAUGGACUCAAUCUGAUGUUAAUAAAUUGAUCAGACGAAAUCCUAUGUGCUUGACAGCGGCUGAGGCAAAGAUCAAGGCAAGAUUGGAUUUUUUGAUGAACCAGCUGGGUUUUAAGCCUGACUUUAUGGUAUCCAAUAUUUGUUUAUUCACUUGUAGCAUUGAGAAGAGGUUAUUGCCUAGGCAUAGAGUCUUACAGGUUUUGAAGGAAAAAGGUCUUAUACAAAUGAAUUACUCUCUUCCAAGUGCUGCCAUCUUGAAUGAGUCUGUGUUCUUGAAAAGGCUUGUUCUUCUAUUUGAGGAAGUCAAUGAAGUUUAUGCUCAGCUGACAAGCUCUACAGUAGGGACGCUUAAUGUGGUAACAUUUAAAAGCCAAUCUUAAAGGUGUCAUCAAAUUCUAGUGCUGCUGUAUGUUAGUGAGUGCAUAUGGCAUCAGGCAAUGAUAACCUUGUCAUUUUCAUCAGAAUAACUUUCAAUCUUCUCGCAAUAUCGUUUCCUUGUCCUGAGUAGCCUUCAUAUCUGUUGGAAAUGAACUAGGAAAGGCUGUAAACCAUUGGUUUCAUUGCAAUGCCAUUUUUUGUUGUUUUGCAAUGAGUAGAAGUUAAGUGUAAUGUAUGCUUUAUUGCUUUAAAUUAAAAGCUUGAUUAGAGAUUUUUUCUGUAAGGUUUGGACUUAGGAACUCCAAGCAACGGGUUCUAAGUAUAAACAACAGAUAAUUAUUAUGGUUUGUGGACUGUGAUUCUUGA
Messenger RNA from Chenopodium quinoa (quinoa), 1691 nucleotides. RefSeq lists its product as uncharacterized. Gene Ontology annotation, cellular component: chloroplast. Gene Ontology annotation, molecular function: double-stranded DNA binding. The coding region runs from base 125 to 1327 and encodes 400 amino acids. Gene Ontology annotation, biological process: chloroplast organization; regulation of DNA-templated transcription. The transcript is spliced from 2 exons. Lineage: Eukaryota; Viridiplantae; Streptophyta; Magnoliopsida; Caryophyllales; Amaranthaceae. The record is from RefSeq and is a predicted model, not a curated record.